This is a messenger RNA of Astrephomene gubernaculifera, 2305 nucleotides long. The record is from the annotation of a GenBank genome assembly. Lineage: Eukaryota; Viridiplantae; Chlorophyta; Chlorophyceae; Chlamydomonadales; Astrephomenaceae.
CUUCACCACACAGAAGACUAGCGUACAUCCACAUAUACGUCUGUAUGCAAUAGGUCUUUCUAUACAUAAUAGUAAAACGGAACUUGACCUGGCUUACCGUCAACAUCGUUCCUGGGACCUUGCCGGAGGCUGCAGCGCACUUUGCUGAGAAGCAGCGAGGAGCAAGAGCAGAGGAGCUCUACCGCAAAUUUUGGAGCUUUAUGCCGCUGGACGCAGGCGCUUGAGUUGCCUUACUGGUUGACGGGGCUUCAAUGAGCCCUUGCGUAAACCGAAAAGCGGGCGCUGGCAGGGCCGUCUUCACGGUCCCACCGGCGCCUCCAUUACCUGCGCAAUGUUCAUUUCAACAGCCAGUUACCACUGGAGCUAGCGAUCCUAAUAGUGUUGCAAGCCAACAGGCGCCGGCGCCAGCUGCACUAGCAGUGCCCGCGGUACACCCGUCAGGCAACGUAGGUGGCCCGCAUGGGCCUAACCUAGGAGUACAUCCGCACCGGCAAGCAGCUUCUGCGGACUCAACACACGGAGAUGGAGGGCAUGCAGGGGGGAGUAGCAGCUCGACGCCACGUGGUGGGAGCAAUUCCCGUGCUGGGCACACAGGAAGCACGUCUCAUGCCGCGUAUGCGCAACAGACGACUACACAGCAUGCAUCUGCCGGUUCUGCUGGGCACCGGAUAGCAUCAUGUCCUCAGCACUUGGAGAUAGUUUCGGUCGUGCCGCAUGCACCCAAGUGCCUGGACCCGGGGCUCCAUAGCUUCUGGUCCAGUCUCAGUUUACAGCAGCGGCGGCAACUGCUGCGGUUACCCAAAAAGGAGUUGUUUGCACGAGUGAGAUCGCUCUAUUGCUCCGGGUGCUUCUCUCUCGUCCAGCUGCAGUACGACGAACUCUGCGCCUACGUCGCAAGCCAGCUAGCAGCUGCACGCAACGGAGCCAGCGGGCCGCCGCAGUGCGCUAUCUGUGCAGCCGGGCACGCCUGCUUUGCCGGGCUUUCCGUACUAGAGGACGGCGCCGUCACGCUGACGGACGAGCUGCUAGGCGCGCACCCCUUCGGGCUCUUUGAGCAGGCGCGCAUGUGGGAACUGGACCGGGAGCAGCAUUUUGUUUCCGGCGAGGUGUGCGGCAGCGGCUGGUGCAAGCGGCCGGGUGUCAACAAGUGCAAGUUGCAUACGGGGCCGGUGGCGCCGGAUGAUCUGCUGGCGUACUGGAGCACCUUGCCCGGGCCGCGGCGCGAGGCGCUCAUGACGUUGGAUGAGGACACCUUCUUGGGGGAGCUGGACGUUAGCAUGAAGCUGCAGCUGCGGAUUUGCAAGGAGUGCCGCAGCAACGUCACGCGCGCAUUCAAAGAGCUCAAGCCAGGGCGGGACGCAUCAGGGCAGCCCUCGGCGGUUUCGGGGCUGGUGCUCUGUGAGGGGCACGAGCUGCGGGCUGGCGAGGGGCGUGUACGGGUUGAGGGACCAGGCGAGGCGUGUCUGUUCGAGAAGGCGGAGGAGGUUCAGGAGCAGAAGGCUUUCGAUGCUGCUGCUGGCGACCAGGACAGCCCCGAAACCAUUCGCCACGCGGAAACACCGGAGUUGGCGCGGGAGGCGCUCCAAGACUCGGCGCUCCUCAUCUUCAAGGCGCAGGUUGAGGUAGCCUUCCGUGACCAGACUGCGUGCCGCAACGCGCUUCUGCUGUUCACGGUGCUUUGCCACUUUCUGCUGGAGCAGCAGCUGCUAAACGCAUACAAGGAGCUGGGGGCCAAGCGGGCGGAGGCGGAGCUGCUGCGGCUGCUGGAGGAGGACGAGGCCAAGGAGGCCGCCAAGCGCGAGAAGAAGGCCAGCAAAGCAGCCAAGGCGAAGAAGCAGCAGCAGGCGCCCACAGCCGCAUCCUCCGAGGCGGCGCCCGAGCAGCCGCCCACCUCCGCAUCGGAGUCCGAGGAGCCGGAGCCGGAGGCCAAGUCGCAGGGCCCGGUAGCGGCUACCGGGGCGGCCAAGGAGACGACGACGCCAGCGCCGGCAAGCGCCAACAGCAAUGCGCGAGCUCCGGCGCCGCAGGACAAGGGCCAGGGCCGGGAGAUUGCCUCCUCGGCUGUAGCGUCUACCGCGUCGAGCAGCAGUGCCGGCAGUAGCAGCAAGCAGGCGUCUUCAGGCAAGCAGCAGCAACAGCAGCAGCCUGCGGGGAGGCAGUCACGGGCGGCAAGCCUGGAUGACAGCUUGUCGGAAGCGCUGGUGUCUGGUAGCAGCGCGGCGGCGGGGCGGAGCAGCGGUAAGGCGCAGCAACCCCAUGCACAGCAGAAUGGCGGUCCCGCGCCUGCCGCCGCUAAGCCGGGUUC